AUUCGGCUAUUCCUCUCCUCCGCGGCGCGGCGAUUCGUCUCCUCCGCAACCUCGCCCGAGCCCCCUUCUCCUCCUCCCGGCGGCGGCGGCGGCGGAUGGCCUCUUCUGCGUCGUCCGCGGCGGCGACCCCGGCAGAGCCGCCCCGCCGCGCCCGCGACCGCAUCCUCUCCAGCAAGCUCUACUUCGACGUCCCGGGCUCCAAGGCUCCGGUGGUCUACUCGCCGGCGUACGACAUCUCCUUCCUCGGAAUCGAGAAGCUGCACCCGUUCGAUUCCUCCAAAUGGGGACGCAUAUGCAGGUUCCUCACCAAGGAAGGGCACCUGGAGAAGAACCGAGUGGUGGAGCCAUUGGAAGCAUCCAAGGACGAUUUGCUGGUGGUGCACUCAGAGUCGUACCUGAACAGCCUCAAGAGCAGCCUGAAGGUUGCCUCCAUUGUAGAGGUUCCUCCUGUAGCGCUUAUUCCUAAUUGGCUUGUGCAGCAAAAGCUACUGUACCCUUUCAGGAAACAGGUUGGUGGGUCCAUUCUAUCGGCCAAGCUUGCACUAGAGAGAGGAUGGGCCAUUAAUGUUGGUGGGGGGUUUCACCAUUGUUCUGCAGAGGAGGGGGGUGGGUUUUGUGCAUAUGCUGAUAUUUCUCUCUGCAUUCAGUUUGCUUUUGUCCGUCUAAAUGUUUCAAGAGUAAUGAUCAUAGAUCUGGAUGCCCACCAAGGAAAUGGCCAUGAAAAGGAUUUUGCUAAUGAUGGAAGAGUUUAUACGUUGGAUAUGUACAAUGCUGGAAUAUAUCCCUUUGACCAUGUUGCUAAGCGGUACAUUGAUCAAAAAGUUGAGCUAGCUAGUGGGACAAAAACAGAUGACUACUUGGAUCAACUUGAUAAGGCCUUUAAGGCCUCAAAAAGUAGAUUUCAGCCACAGUUGAUUGUUUAUAAUGCUGGGACAGAUAUCCUGGAUGGUGAUCCUUUGGGAAGAUUGAAGAUAAGUCCCGAGGGUGUGGUGAUCAGAGAUGAAAAGGUGUUUCGGUUUGCAAAGGAUCAAAACAUCCCACUGCUCAUGCUGACAUCAGGAGGCUACAUGAAGUCAAGUGCCCGAGUGAUCGCCGAUUCGAUAAUCAAUCUCUCGAAUAAAAACUUAAUAGAGCUUGGUAACCAGUUGGGCUAAACGAUUGCUUGACCUGAAGCAACAGAUCCACCAGAUGUAUAUAUCCUGUCUAUGAGAGUCUUACACUGAUGUGAUAAUGGCAUUAAUAUAAGCCACAAAAUCGUUAUCAACUGACACAGGUCACCUUGUACAUAAAUCCUGACUUGAUGUCCCAUUCUCAAUUUUGUUGUUGGCUU
This is a messenger RNA of Oryza brachyantha (malo sina), 1330 nucleotides long. Its product is annotated as histone deacetylase 2. The transcript is spliced from 13 exons. Bases 96 to 1154 code for a protein of 352 amino acids. The record is from RefSeq and is a predicted model, not a curated record. Lineage: Eukaryota; Viridiplantae; Streptophyta; Magnoliopsida; Poales; Poaceae. Gene Ontology annotation, molecular function: histone deacetylase activity.